GCUGCGGGCUCGGAGGAAGGCGGAAGGAGCCCAGGGAGGACGAAGUUGCUUUUGGCUGAGCUGCAGCCAAAGGGAGGUGGGCAACUUGCAAGUGGAGCCUCGGACCCAGAGCAGCCAUGGAGGCGGGGCUGCUCUUGCAAUUCUGCAACUGGAGCACGCUAGUGGUGUGCAUGGUCAUCAAGUUCCCGCAGAUCUUCGCCCUGCUUUCGGCUAAGAGCUCGCGGGGUGUCAGUCUGAAAAGUUUGCUUCUGGAGCUAACUGGAUUCCUUGUGUUCUUACGGUACCAGAGUUAUUACAGCUACCCCCUACUGACCUACCUGGAGUAUCCAAUCCUCAUUGCACAAGAUAUUGUCCUUUUGCUAUGUGUUUUUCAUUAUGAUGGAAGCAUGAAGCAGGCCAUACCAUAUGUUGCCAUAUUCCUGGGUGGAUGGUACUUUCUGACUCUUCAAAAAUGGAUAAUAGACUUGGCAAUGAAUUUGUGCACCUUUAUUAGUGCUGCCAGCAAGUUUGCCCAGCUCCAGUACCUGUGGGAGACAAGGGAUUCUGGUGCAGUGAGUGCCCUAACCUGGAGCAUGUCUGCCUAUACUUGUGCAACAAGAGUAAUAACAACUUUAAUGACCACACGUGAUCUUAUGGUUCUUAUCCGUUUCCUGAUCAUGCUAGCUCUAAACAUAUGGGUAACAACUACAAUACUUCGCUAUAGAAGAGUAACUACAAAGCAUGAGUAACAGAACAUCUCCAGAAUGAAACACAACUCAAACUGGAGCAAAAGAGAAUUAUUUUCUCCAGCAUGAUUGAAGUCAUUUGGAUUUUAAAAUCAGGAUGAUUUUAAGUGUGGCAACCUUACUAUCUAAACACAUUUUUUUUCUACUUUCAGCUUGGAGCUAGAAGUAAAUUUUCCCCCGAGGAAAAAUUUUGAACAGGGUGAGCUGGAAUUGUAUUUCAGAGAUUUAAUUUCAAUAACCAGAAGGGAGCUUAUUGGUCAUCUAAUCCAAAUCUUUUUAUAGAGAAAAUGAGGUAUUGGUGUGUAGGGGGGGUGGAAGAGUAAAGUCACUUGACUUAAAAUAGUGACUUGAUACCUUGGCCAGUGUUUUUUUCCAUUGUACCACUUUAGGCUCAAAUUGUCAUUAAAAAUCUCACUGUGUCUUGGUCAUUUCCUAAUGGAUGAUGAGAUACUACACAUGCAACAAUGCCAUUGUGGUGCUUGGUUUCACAUAAGGCCUCCAUUAUUUGAAAAAACACACAAUUAUCUUCACUGGAUUUUGGAACUAAGGUAGCUGGGCAAGACCAGUUUUUGUUUUUUGAAAACACAAAUUAUGGGCUCAUAAGAUUUAAGUGAAAGAGACCUUAUCAUUGCCCAAUUAAAAAGUAAGAAAUUUGUUGAUCUCAUAGUUCAAGUGAAGAUUCAGAGGAGGACAAAUGACUGGCCCAGGGGAUAGAAUCAGCAUUACAACACAAACCAUACUAAAUCAUAAGGGGUUAAUGACUGAUUCAAUGAUUUGAGCUUUUACUAUAUCUACUGCUGUCAUUUGGGCAUAAUUCUCAUACAUUAUACCUUUCCCUUUUUUGACUUUAUAAUUAAAUAGAUGGGAAUGAAACAAUAACUUUAAAAAAACCUGCUUGUUUGCAUGCAAAUUUGAUUUUUAAAAAGCAUGUAAAAUAAACAUUCAUACUUUUUAUAUUGGCUCAUGUAAAACUGAAUUUCUGGUAAGUGGUCAUAACUUAUCAAAAAUUUGCAAGCAUACUACCAUUUUUAUCAUUCAGUGGAUUAUAUGCCUAUUAUAUUACCUAUGGGUAGCUCGUAACAAUUAAACAAGUGGUCUACUUUCCAGCUUAGCUGGGCAUGUCAGAGUUUGCAUAUUGUUGGCAAUUCUUUGGGAACCCAAGUUAUGGUGAAGCACUUCAGAAAGACCAAUUGUAUGAUUGGUAGCUUUUAAACUGCUUAAAUAGUUGUUAGUCCUUUCAUGGUGGGGCCAAAAAGAAGAGAAAAUACUUUAUAUCUCCAUAAAACAUUCUUUCCUUAAUUAAAUCAUAAUGUUAUUACUAUUUGUAUUAAAAAUCACCUCUCCCAUGCAGGCAAAUUGUAUAAUUUUGUAAUCACAAAGAGGUAAAUUUGUGAAUUAUUUCUAGAUGGAUUCCCAUAGUACAAGUCAAGGGUUACUUUAACCAGGAGAAAGAAUAAAGGGUUAUCUAGAGCGAUAAAAUGGUGGACUGGGGUUAGGUUAAGGAGGAACUUUUGACAAUUAUAAAAAUUCAAAUAAUACAGACUAGAUUAUCUAGACUUUCACAUACUUACCAGAAAUGGACAGGAAAGAAAAAAAAAUACACUGAAAAAUAUGGAAUUAAAUAUCUAGAGCUUCAAAAGAUUUUAGUUCCUUCAUUUUAUAUUUGAGGAAACAAGCUCAGGUUCACAUGGGUAAAGUGUCAAGAGACAGAUCUUAGGUGCUUUUAGUUCCAAAGACAGACAGUGCUAACACAUUAAGCUACAUCAAAAAGUCUUGGUGAAUUUUUAAGCUGUUAAGAUUUGAAAAGCAAGGAAAUAUUUUCAUCAAAAUCACCCUGUGAAUCCUAAGUGAGGAACUCAAGGUCCAGAGGUAAAAUGACUUGCUUGUGGUCACACAACUGGAAAGAAGUACAGUUAACUAAAAAAUUGAUACCUGUGGUCUUUGUCAUUAUAGAAAUGUAUCUGGUUUUUGUGACUUAAAGGAAAAAAAAAAAACAUUUUAACCAAAU
Messenger RNA from Sarcophilus harrisii (Tasmanian devil), 2733 nucleotides. It is a transcript of the gene SLC66A3, whose product is annotated as solute carrier family 66 member 3. The transcript is spliced from 7 exons. The coding region runs from base 117 to 728 and encodes 203 amino acids. The record is from RefSeq and is a predicted model, not a curated record. Lineage: Eukaryota; Metazoa; Chordata; Mammalia; Dasyuromorphia; Dasyuridae.